UUUCCCGACACACCGACACGUAACAUUCCGUUGUGUGCGAGGCGUGCUGGGCUCGAGAGAAGGGGUAGAAAUGUUCUACGAUUUGGCUUCACUGUAACCAAUAGGAACAUAGCUUUUCUUCUAUCGCUAAGAUUUAUAGGUUAAUUCAAAUCUCUUAGAGAAAUUCGAGUUAAUAUGAACUCGUGUCACAUGUAGAAAGAAAUUUUUUUUGUAAAUUAAAUUUAAUAUUUCAACAGUAUAUUAAUUAAUUGAAGAAAGAUGUCGUAUAUUGAUGAAAAAAAAAUAUUAGCUAUAGGUGAUGUAUUAAAUGAUGAAAACAGACCACUUAAGGAAAGAUUUCGUGCACUAUUUACUUUGAAAAAUAUUGGAGGUUCAAUAGCUAUCGAACAAAUACGUAAAGGUUUUAAAGAUAAAUCUGCAUUAUUAAAACAUGAGCUUGCAUACUGCCUUGGUCAAAUGCAAGAUCCUUUAGCAAUAUCUAUUUUAAUUGACGUAUUAAAAGAUGAUACACAGGAACCUAUGGUUAGACAUGAAGCAGGUGAAGCAUUGGGUGCUAUUGGAGAUACAUCUGUUAUACCACUGUUAGAUGAAUAUAGUAAACAUCCCAUACCUGAAAUUGCAGAAACCUGUGAAAUAGCUUUAGAACGUCUUAAAUGGUUACAAUCAAAUAAUUGUAAAAAAGAUGUAUUGAAAAGUCCAUAUAUGUCUAUUGAUCCUACUCCAGCAUCAGAAACUACUGAUGUUCAUAGUCUAAAAGUAACAUUACUCGAUGAAAGUAAAUCAUUAUUUGAUAGAUAUCGUGCUAUGUUUGCUUUAAGAAAUUUACGAACACCAGAGAGCAUUAUUGCGCUUGGUAAAGGCUUAAAAGCAGGCAGUGCAUUAUUUAGACAUGAAAUUGCAUUUGUUCUUGGUCAACUUCAAGAAGAAAUUUCUAUACCAUAUUUAAAAGCAUCAUUGGAAGAUACAGAAGAAAAUGAAAUGGUACGUCAUGAAUGUGCUGAAGCAUUAGGUGCCAUUGCUACUCCUGAUUGUCUUCAAAUUUUAAAUCAAUAUCUUCAAGAUAACAAACAGGUUGUCAAAGAAAGUUGUGUUAUUGCUUUAGAUAUGUGCGAGUAUGAAAACAGUUUAGAAUUUCAAUAUGCUAAUACAUUGACCAAAGUUGAAGCAUAAAACAUGAUUGAUAUUUUAUCUUAUGGAUAAAUGUUUUACAUUGCAAAAAAUAAUCCAUAUUAUACAUAAAUGACAA
Polistes dominula (European paper wasp) is the source of this 1246-nucleotide messenger RNA. RefSeq names its product deoxyhypusine hydroxylase nero (gene nero). NCBI's taxonomy places the organism in Eukaryota, Metazoa, Arthropoda, Insecta, Hymenoptera, Vespidae. The record is from RefSeq and is a predicted model, not a curated record. Gene Ontology annotation, biological process: peptidyl-hypusine biosynthetic process. Gene Ontology annotation, molecular function: deoxyhypusine monooxygenase activity.